Messenger RNA from Microplitis demolitor, 836 nucleotides. It is a transcript of the gene HemK2, whose product is annotated as methyltransferase N6AMT1. Gene Ontology annotation, biological process: methylation. The transcript has a single exon. NCBI's taxonomy places the organism in Eukaryota, Metazoa, Arthropoda, Insecta, Hymenoptera, Braconidae. Gene Ontology annotation, cellular component: eRF1 methyltransferase complex. Bases 1 to 642 code for a protein of 213 amino acids. Gene Ontology annotation, molecular function: nucleic acid binding; protein methyltransferase activity; S-adenosylmethionine-dependent methyltransferase activity. The record is from RefSeq and is a predicted model, not a curated record.
AUGGAGACAGCGAUUACUGAUCUAAAUAAUAUUGAUGACGUUUAUGAACCCUCAGAAGAUUCAUAUCUUUUGAUCGAUAGUCUAGAAUCAGAUUUAACCGAUUUAAAUUAUUUAAAACCAUCAAUUUUAAUGGAGAUCGGAAGUGGAUCUGGUGUUGUGAUAAAUUCACUGGCAUUAGCUUGUAAAAAUAAAUGGCCUGGAUUUUUUUUAGCUGUUGAUAUAAAUCCUUCAGCUUGUAGAGCUACCAAAAAUACUAGUUUUAUCAAUAAUAAUAGUAACAAUAUAGAUGUAAUACAGAUGGACUUAGCAAGUGCCGUUACCAUGCGAAAUCAGUUUGAUGUAAUCAUAUUUAAUCCGCCAUACGUGCCAACCGAGACACGGGAAGUAACCGAUCCCAAGUUGAUAACUCGUGCUUGGGCUGGUGGCAUUAACGGAAGGGAAGUAAUGGAUCAGCUGUUUCCAUCAGUUCCAAAACUGUUGGCACCCGGGGGUUUAUUUUAUUGUGUCACCGUCAAGGAGAAUAAUAUUCCGGAGAUAAUUAAACUUUUUGAAGGAUUAAAUAUGCGUGGCGGCAUCAUUGCUGAUAGAAAAGUCCGCGGAGAGCAUCUUCACAUUUUACGAUUUGUUAAAUUAAUUAAUUGAAUUGUUGAUUAUCUUACACAUUUUAUUGUACAUAAAAAAUAUUUUUAUUAAUUAAAACAGUAGUUAAAAAAUUUCUAUAUCACUAAAAAUAUCAACGUAGACAUUUAUGAUGAACAAUUAAUUAAAUUAUUUGUUUUAUUUUUAAAAAUCAUUUUUUCUGGUGAUUUUUGAAAAAUUGACACCAUAAAGUAGAU